AAAAUCAUCAACAUGACUUUUCCGUUGUUCUCCGGCCCCAAAGACAGCAUCACCGUCGAGAGCGUCGCAUGCCACCUCAACGCUGAACCCAACCUCCCAGGCGCCGAAGAUCUCGAUGUUGACCUGAUGAUGAAGUGGAUCGUCGCCCUCAAGCUCAAUCUUCGUUCCAAGGAAAUCAAGCGUCUUGCCCCCAAGGUUCUUGUCGAACUGCGUGCAAUGGAUGGUAUCACUGCCGAAGAAGCUGCCAGACACCAGCAACGCUACCCCAUCAAGCGUGAAGACCCUGUCCUGGUGUAUGCUUGGGGCAGCGGUGGUGCUUUGAAACGCAAGCCUGAAUCAACCCCCGAUGCCGAGAAGACUUCCAACCAGCAGCCCAGUGCCUGGGAGGUUGUUGGUAAGAAGAGAACCGCCAAGCAAUCCGAACAACAAGCAUCCAUGGCCAUGGAAGACAAUGACAAUGCUGGCGGCGUCAAGCUCAACGACAAUUCGAACUCAGAAGAUGUAGAGCAGGCUGCGAUCGAUGCAGCAGCUGCAAAGAAGAAGGCAAAGAAGGCAGCCAAGAAGGCCAGAAAGGCUGCACGCGAUCUUGAGAAUGCAAAGCCUCCUGUCGGCAAGAAGGAAGAGGACAGCGAGGAUGACGGAAAUGACUCUGACUGGACUCAAACCAGCUGGUCCCCUUCUUGGGCUUCGGACUUGGAGAGCGAUGAGAAGUGA
Aureobasidium musti is the source of this 714-nucleotide messenger RNA. Lineage: Eukaryota; Fungi; Ascomycota; Dothideomycetes; Dothideales; Saccotheciaceae. The record is from the annotation of a GenBank genome assembly.